AUGGAAACUCGAAGAAGAUCUUCGAGAAUCGCCAAACUUGUGGAAGGAGUUGAGGAGAAAGUGGAGGAGCCAAAAGUCGAGAAGAAAAAUGCUCCGAAAAGAGCUCGAGGCAAAAAGAUUGAGGAAAUUCCAGAGAAAAAGACGAGAUUCGAGGAUUUAGGUAACAUUUUUAGUUUAAAAAAAUGUAAAAUUUGAUCAGGAAUUAAAAAUUUUAGGAUUUGAAAAAAACUGAAUUUUUUUGCCACGUGGAAAUUGAAAACAUUAAGAUUUUUACUAAAAUACGACGUGACCUUUUGAAAGAAAACACGUGCUACUUUCUCUAUGUUUAAAAAUAUAUCAUUUUGUGAUUUUUUGAGUUUCAAAAAUGACGAUGUUACUGUAAGUUUCGGCUCCUAAAAUAUAUUUUGGAAUACUGUAGAUUUCAGCCACGUGUUUAGAAUCUGAAAACUGAAAAAAUCUCAUGUUUUUCCGAUAAAAAUAUAAAAUACUUUUGAUGUUCUCCACCUCACAAUUUCAAUAAAAUAAAUCUUUCCUUUGAAUAUCCUUUUUCUCAGAAGAUCCUUCAAUCGAAGUAGAUGUUCCUAAAAAUGUCAAGGCUCCAAAAAACCCUGAGAAUCACAAUUCCGACAAUUUCGCCAAACCAACACUUCCACUGUCAAAUCGCCCAAGGCGCUCAAUAACUUCUCGCCGAGUUUCUUAUACUCCAGAUCCCACAGAUUCCAUGAUUCAAAUGUCAUCUUCAUCAUCUUCAGAAAUAGAUUCUGAUUCGGAUGAAAAUGAAUUCUCAUUCAGUGUCAAACAGGAAAAUGAGAGAGCGAAUUCGAGAAAUUCAGGCAGAAAUGAAAAGCAAAAUUUGAAGAGAAAACCUGUGAAAACGAGCAGUUCUGAAUCAGAUUCAGAUUCUGGUUCUGGAACUGGUUCAGAUUCCGAAUCUGAAGAUCGAGAUGAAGAUGAAGAAAAACCAGGGCCAUCGAAUGGAAGAAGCAAAGAAGGAAAAAGGGGGCAUUUUGGAGGAAGAGGAAGAGUUGUUAGGAAAAAACCGACUGGAAAAGAGGUCGACCAAGGAGAUGUUAAUUGUGGGUUUUUUGAUGUUCAAUUAAAAAAAAUGAAAAAAGUUCUGGAAUUUUCAGCUUUUGAAAAAUAACGAUAAAUAAAAUCUUUCACCUUCAUUUUAAAAUACAUUUUCCAGGGCCAAAAUGUCGCAAAGCCUCAAUCGCUCGUAAAACUGGUAAUCCAACAAACUCCAAAAACGCCUCAACAAAAUCGGGUCUCAGAAUGGCAGCUCGCCCAAAACCCCAACAACCAUGGAAGAAAAAUCUAGCAGCUUAUGAAAAAGAUCGAAAAUUAGCGAAAGGCGAAAGAAGAAUGAAGGAAUAUCGAUUGAUUGCAAAAGCGUAUGCAAAAGGAAAAAUUGAGGAAGUUAGCUAUGAUGAAUGUUUCAAAAUUCAUGAGGAUAUGAAAAAAGCUUAUCACGAAGGAAAGAAAUUGAUCGAAGCUAUUCAAAAAGAGGAAAGAAUUCGAGAAAAUCCAGAAGAUCAGAACGGGGAAAGCUCUUCAGAAGAUGAAUGGGAAGAAAUGGAACAAUUUGAGCCGGUUAUUGAUGAUUUAAUUGAAGUUAACUUGGAAAAUGAGGGAGAAGAGGGAGUUUUGAAGGAUUGGUGGGUGAUUUAUCUUCGACAAGAAGUCAACAAACAAAUCAGGAGAAUGUGGGAGAAUACGCACAAAAUGCAUUUGCUUUGCUAUAUGGCGCAUUUGAAUUUUGUUGUUAGAACGAGUUUGGAUGAGGAUUUGGUGCCAUCUUUGAUGGUUUCGCAGGUGAGUCGGGGAAAUUUGGGAUUUUUUGAAAUCAAGUUGGCCACUGUAAAUUAUCGACCCGAAAAAAACUUAUUUGGAGGCCGGAGGUCUAGAAUUUUCUCCAUAAAAUUUGAAACAAGUUUUCCUCUUAAUAUUUCAUGUCAUUCUAAAUCUUAAGCCCAGCCCAAAUUUAUUAGCCUAAAUCUUUUUUUCCAGCUUCCAUCUGGAUAUCUCGAUUACAUUGGCUCAUCAAUCCCAAACGAUGUCCUUCAAAAACUUGUCAAAUGGUAUUCGUCGGCUUUUCGACCAAUGCAUGGUCAACUUUCUGUAACUGCAAUUGAUGAAGGCUUGAAAAUCGGACAAGAAGCGAGAUAUCCGGAAACUUCGCGGCUCUCAACAUUGGUUAAUCAUAAGGUUUUUGAGACGGAUUUGGAUCGAGCUGUUUUACUUUUUGCACUUUUUGUUGGAAUGGAACAGACGGCGAGAAUUUGUGUGAAUGCUCAAGUAAUUUCGAGAAAAUGGGAUAAGGAACAACAGGAACAAUUGAAGAAAGAUAUGGAGGUGUUUAAAGGUACAUGAGGGAUUUUUGAACUUGUUUUUCUAUAAAAAUCAAUAUUUUUCAGAAAGAUCCAAAAGUCCACCAGCAAAAAAUGAUGAAGAACCAGAAAUCUCAGAAGAAAACAAGGAAAAAUCGAAAAAAGGAUCCAAGUCAAAAGUUGUCAAAAAACCAAAAGAAUUCCGAAAUUAUUGGGUUGAAUUAUGGAACAAAACGGAAAGAAGAUGGAUUUGUAUUGAUCCAUUGAAUUCGAUUUUUGAUGAACCUCUGAAAAUUCAUGAAAGUGCAAAUUUGCCAAUUACUUAUGUUUUGGCAGUUGAUAAUAGUGAGUUUUUUCGAGCGAAGAACAAAUUAAAGAAUUUCGAGGAAUUUGUGCGAGAUAAAAAUAAAACUUGUCUUGUGACAUUUUUUCCAAAUUUCGAAAAAAAAUCCCAUUUUUUUCUGCAGAACGCGGAAUUUGCGAAAUCUCUCAAAGAUAUGCGAUGGACUGCGUCAAACAAGAAUUCCGCCGUCGUCGAACAGAUCCAGGAUGGCUUCGAUGGACCCUGAAUCUUCCGAUUUUCGCCGCAAACAUCGAGCGAAAAAAAUUCGAAAGAAUGCAAAUGCAAGAAGAAUUAGUGAAAAGACCAUUGCCAACUACAAUGUCCGAAUAUAAAAAUCAUCCACUUUAUGUUCUCGAAAAAGAUUUGUUGAAAUUCGAAGCGAUUUAUCCACCUACAAAAGAGCAGAAACCUCUUGGAGAAAUUCGCGGACAUAAAGUUUAUCCGAGAAGUACUGUUUUCACGUUGCAAGGCGAAAAUAAUUGGUUGAAAUUGGCGCGAAGUGUAAAAAUUGGGGAAAAACCUUAUAAAAUGGUGAAAGCGAGACCUGAUCCGCGAAUUCCGGCUGAGGAAAGAGUUGAGAAGUUUUUGGAGGUUUAUGGAUAUUGGCAAACUGAACCAUAUCGAAGACCAGUUGUUAAGGUAGGGUUUUGAAUUUUGUUCGAUUUGGGCUCAAUUCUAGAUUUUCUCAAUUUUACAGAAAGGAAAAAUUCCUAGAAAUGAAUAUGGAAAUGUUUAUAUGUUUGCUGAAUCGAUGUGUCCAAUUGGAUGUACUUAUUUGAAAUUACCUGGUUUGGUUCAAAUUUCGAGAAAAUUGAACAAAGAAUGUGUACAAGCUGUUGUUGGAUGGGCUUUUGAUGGAGGAUGGACACAUCCAGUGUAAGUCGUUUUUGGAGAAUUCAGGGAAAACUAGAGAUCAAAACCAAAAAUAUAGUUUCUGAGUUCUACUGAAAGGAGAAAUAUUUAUUCUGAAUGCCAAAAAUUUUUUAAAAAAUCCAAUAAUAUUUCCAGAAUGGACGGUGCUGUUGUUUUGGACGCGGACGCGGAAUUAUUCCGAAAAGAAUGGCAAAAAAUCGAGGAUUCUCGCGCCGAAAAAGAUGAGCAAAAAAGAAAGGAAAGAGUUAUGGAAAAUUGGAAAAAAAUGAUCAAAGGAAUGCUUCGAUUGAAAUAUGUGAGAAAUGAGUUUGGUGUGGAGAAAAAAUCGAAGAAAGCCAACCAGAAAUGCGCUGAAAAUGGAACUGAAAAUGUGGAAAAAGAGGAAGAUAUUAUUGAUAAUUCGAAUACCCGAAAACCGAUUGAUGGAUUCAGUUUGGAUGAUUUUAUCAAGCCUAGAAAAUGA
Messenger RNA from Caenorhabditis angaria, 4009 nucleotides. The record is from the annotation of a GenBank genome assembly. NCBI's taxonomy places the organism in Eukaryota, Metazoa, Nematoda, Chromadorea, Rhabditida, Rhabditidae.